Molecule: messenger RNA, 1827 nt
Organism: Lichtheimia ornata
Lineage: Eukaryota; Fungi; Mucoromycota; Mucoromycetes; Mucorales; Lichtheimiaceae
Exons: 7
Coding region: 1-1827 (608 amino acids)
Biological process (GO): post-transcriptional regulation of gene expression
Cellular component (GO): cytoplasm
Molecular function (GO): mRNA 3'-UTR binding
Source: RefSeq, a predicted model, not a curated record
AUGCUGUCAACUUCCAAGUGGAAUCCCAUCAACACAACCAGCAACAUGUUGCAUGAUUCUUCUCGAAUAACCAUCGAUCAAAAUGAUUACUAUGGUCGCUUGACAACACGUCUUCCUACACCACCUGUUCUAUAUCCCGGUCAUGUCACCGAUCUUGGUUCUUCCUCAGGCACUCCAUCACCCAAGGAAACCUUGAAGGAUUACUUUGAGCCUUAUACAAGCGACAUUCAUUCGCCACACUGUAGUAGGGAUGCAUCCGUGUCUAAAUUUUGGCGAGACGACCCUCUCUUUACCAACAACGACUUUGAACACCUGGUUGGCAAUGUACUGGAUGACGAGGAUAAGCUGGCAUUCUCUUCGUCGCCAACAUUACACCGCACCAUUUCCACGCUCCUGUCAAUUACUGCAACCUCGUUGGCGACCAUGUCUCCUGACCAUGUUGGACAUCACUUGCAGAAUGCCAUUGGGGUGAUUCACCAGCUUGUCGACUCGUUGAAAGCAACACAAACCGAUUUGGACAAGAAAUGCCAUCAAGUGUGGAGUCUACAAUCAUGUCUGUCAGCCAAAGAACUCGAGGUGCGCAACAUUAAGCAGCAAUUAGCGGUUGCCAAUAGACUCUACGAUACACAAACUAUCAAGCUUCAACAAAUGACUGAAAAGAAAACGAUCAUUUCGGAGCAGUUGCCUAAAACCAACACUCGUCGACGUCCUUCCGAGAAACCAAGCCAAUCUCGUCAACAGCAAGGUAUUCUUAAUGCUGAAUAUCGCCGUCAUCUUGACAAGAAUGCCCAAGUCGAUUGGGAGGCCAUGGUGGACAAGAUUAUCCAGCGUGGUGACCAACAAGCAUCCCUGUUUCUGCAACAAAAAUUAAAGUGCGUCACUGAGGAGCAAAAGCAAGCUAUUUUUGAAGCAAUCUUGCCUCAAGCGUAUCCCCUCAUGACCAGCCGAUUUGGAAAUUUCCUAGUGCAGCGUCUCCUUGAAGUGGGCACCAUUGAUCAAGUAACUGCGUUGAUCGCAACUAUGCAAGGACGAGUCGUAGCACUGACAUGCCAACAAUUUGGUUGCCAUGUGCUUCAAAAGGCAUUUGAUUGCUGUUCCGAUGAACAGAUGAAAGCCGAUAUGGUAUGCGAGCUCUUCGAGAACAUCCAAGAUACAAUCACACACAAGCACGCUUGUCACAUUUGGCAAAAGGUCUUUGAGAUGCAAUGGACUAUUCCCAAUCCACCCGCCGUUAUGGAGCAUGUUAAUAAGGCUAUCCAAGGACGAUGGACUCAAGUUGCAUUGGACGAGACUGGCAGUUUGGUGAUCCAGCACAUCUUUGAGAACCUUAAAGAAGAUGCCGGCAAACGACCCGUUAUCGAAGAAGUGCUCACAAACGUUGUCACUAUUGCCAAAGGCCAGUGGGGCAAUUGGGUUAUUCAACAUGUACUUGAGCAAGCACAAGAUAGCCGUGAUCGGGAGCGUGCUUUUGAAGCGGUACUUGAACAUGCAGCAACUUUGAGCAUGGAUCAAUUUGCAUCCAAGGUGGUGGAAAAGGCUUUACGUGCUGGUGGUCCAGUUUUCCUUGGACGCUUUAUGGAUAAGGUGCUAACAAGUGGUCAACGUCGACGAGAACCAUUGAUCGACAUGGCGUCUGACCAAUAUGGCAAUUAUGUGGUACAAUGGCUGAUCAACCAUACGGAGACCAAUGACCAAGUCAAAAUGUGUCGUCUGAUCAAGCGGCAUAUGGUUUCGUUACGAGGAUCGAAAUAUGGACAACGCGUCGCAUUCCUUGUUGAAAAAGUGCUUCGAUCGCAUGAAAUUACUACUUAUCCCGCUCAACAUUGA